Molecule: messenger RNA, 1218 nt
Organism: Saccostrea cuccullata (small rock oyster)
Lineage: Eukaryota; Metazoa; Mollusca; Bivalvia; Ostreida; Ostreidae
Exons: 1
Coding region: 1-1218 (405 amino acids)
Cellular component (GO): extracellular region
Source: RefSeq, a predicted model, not a curated record
AUGUCAACAAAAGCCCAGACAUUAAAAGACCUGAUUAAUACUGUGAUGUGUGAUGUUAAAGUCAAAAGGCUCCUAGUUACACGUAAGCAUAGAUUACAACAACGUAGGAGAACACUUGCCAACAUAACAAACUAUGAAUACAGAUAUGAACAAGCAGCAAGCAGAGCGGUGAAAUUCCUCCUCUUCCUUAAAAACACCUUUGUCCCAGAGAUAAAAGAAUCUCUAUAUAUUACACACAACGCCUCGCCUUACCUCACUAUGAAAAUCAACAAGGAGGAUGUGGUUGAGUUUCUGACUGAAACCAAUAUCAUAGAGAGAGGACAGAGACAAGUAAUAGAUGGCUAUCUGAAACUUAUGUCUAUACCUGGGUUACAUAGAUCACUUAAACUGAGAACUUCUGGUCAUAUAACACAUAUUUCUUGUCUUAAUUCAGACCGGAUCUGGGUCAGUGUAAGGCACACUUAUCUUACUGUGUUAAUCUUGAUAAACACAAAAGGGGACAUUCUGCAUCAGCUGACAAGUAGAGGACUAAAAGCUAAUUAUAAAUGGUAUAGUAUAUACGGAGCGCACACAGUGAACAACAACGGUGAACUAAUAUAUAUAAACCGUAAUAAUGAAAUUUACAAAGUUUCUAUAGAUAAUAGAACAAAGUCUUCACUGAUAAAAGGAAUUGAUCUCUGGGAGCCACGUUGUAUCUAUUCCUCCCAACUUAAUGGAGAUCUACUGGUGAUGUUAUAUUAUAAAAUGACAGGCAAGGUUAACCGUUACGAUAACACAGGACAACACAUACAGACAAUACAACAUGGCAACGAUGGUCAGCAACUGUACAGGAAACCUAUAUACAUCACAGAGAACCGCAAUGGAGAUGUUGUUGUGUCUGACUUAGGUCGUGUAGUGGUGACAGAUGCUGGAGGGAGAUAUCUCUUCUCCUACACAGGACCUCCAUUUCAAUCACGACUAUAUCCACAUGGAAUCUGUACUGACGCACUUUCAAACAUCUUGGUGUGUGAUUUGUACUCCAACACAGUACAUAUGAUUGACAAAGAUGGUCACUUUCUGUCACACAUACUGACACAAGCGCAAGGAAUAAACACACCACAUAGCCUUAGUUAUGACAACAAAACUCAUCUCCUCUGGGUUAGUUCAUGGAUAGACAAAACUGUGUGUGUAUAUAGCUACAUAAACAGAAAGAGCUAUAAGACAGAUAAAUGCUAUUGA